Messenger RNA from Colletotrichum karsti, 612 nucleotides. Its product is annotated as NTP pyrophosphohydrolase. The record is from RefSeq and is a predicted model, not a curated record. The coding region runs from base 1 to 612 and encodes 203 amino acids. NCBI's taxonomy places the organism in Eukaryota, Fungi, Ascomycota, Sordariomycetes, Glomerellales, Glomerellaceae. The transcript has a single exon.
AUGAAAUACCUCACGAUGACACGUGACGACAUAAAGUCGAUGAAUACGCACGCCAACAUCGACAAGGUAACCGUCGGCGCAGGCAUUCUUCGUUUCGAUACCAACGGUCCCAAGAUUCUGCUGCUUCGACGGAACGCCAAUGAGAAGUAUUAUCCCAACGUGUUCGAGAUGCCCGGUGGCAAGGUAGACGCCACGGAUACAAGCAUUCGCGACGCUCUCGUCCGGGAAGUCGCUGAAGAGACUUCCCUCCACGUCCGUGACGUUCUCGGUCCUCUGCAACCCAUCACCUACACCACCGAGAAGCGUGAGAAGGACGCUUCCGGUCAUGACAAGAUCAUCAGCCGCAAAGCAUUGCAACUAAGCUACGUCGUCACCGUUCAGGAGGGAACCGAUUUCAAGGUCAAUCCCGCGGAGCACUCGAUGGGCAUCUGGACCAAUCUCCAAGCCCUCUCCCACUUGACCAUCACCGAGGAGAUGAAGAGCCUGGUAACGGAGGUGCUCUCUUGGGCAGACAAACAAAUGCCUAGGAACACCAAGAACUGGGAGUUCUCGAAUACACCCUCGUUUUAUACAUUAUCACCACUUGGUGGCGGAAAGCAAACCUCUACCUGA